AUGGAGCAAACAAAUCUUGAUAAAUCAUUUGGAAAAACACUAUUAACACUGAGUGUUGUAAAUAUUGAACAUAAAGAAAAUUUAAACAAUCAAUCCAGUUCAUUUGACGAUGAAGCUAAAGCUUUUACUCAAGACAAAGAAAUAAUUGUCGCUAAUAGAAUUGAAACAAAUGUUAUUAUUCAUUUAUCUCGUAAAAAUGAUAUACCUAUACCAUCAAAUAUAAUAAAUGAUCAUGAUUAUGAUAUGGAUACAGUAGAUCAUGCAAUAGUAACAAGUCAACCAUUAGCUAAAUUACGAGAGAAAAAAUAUGGUCAUUAUUUACCAACAUGGGAGCAACAACAAGAAUCGUUCUAUAAAACAUACAUUUGA
Molecule: messenger RNA, 369 nt
Organism: Rotaria sp. Silwood2
Lineage: Eukaryota; Metazoa; Rotifera; Eurotatoria; Philodinida; Philodinidae
Source: the annotation of a GenBank genome assembly